Messenger RNA from Theileria annulata, 1350 nucleotides. Its product is annotated as Tpr-related protein family member, putative. The coding region runs from base 1 to 1350 and encodes 449 amino acids. Lineage: Eukaryota; Apicomplexa; Aconoidasida; Piroplasmida; Theileriidae. The record is from RefSeq and is a predicted model, not a curated record. The transcript has 2 exons.
AUGGCUUUUACUAGUUGGGUUGCUUUCUGUUUGAGGCUUUCUUAUAUUGGCUGCAUCGUUAAUUGUUUGGGAACGUCAGAUGUUACACUAAAACAUGAAAGACUUGAAGAACAUCUUACCAACACCAGGGAUUAUGACAUCCAAAGCAAUAAUGUUCCACCUGAACUCCAGACUAAAGCCACACAACUAAAGGAUAAGGCCGGAGCACUUAAAACCAAGGCUCAAGGUGCUGGUGCUACUAAUGUCGGUGCUGCAGCCGGUACACUACGUGAUAAGGCCUCAGAUCUUAACAGAGAUGCCAGCAAUAUAAAGGAGGGUGAACUUGAAGAACUUAAACAGCUAGCAACAAAUCUAGCCACUGCAGCCAAAGGUGAUGAUGGUGGUGAUGAAACCAGUCUAUAUAAGACCGCAGAGGCACUAUCCAGUACUCAAGAUUAUGGCAGGGCCAUAGCAGUAAUAGUAGCAUUCGGCAAGGUCAAGGCCGCAUACCAAAAACUGGCAGCACAUCCUAAAUACAAAGAAUAUAAACAAAAACUAGAAGCAGCACAACUAUCAUCACGUUCAGAUUCUCCUGAAGCAAAGGUCAAAGCCGUUGAAGAUGCCUGGACCCAGGUCAAUACCCAAUUCCAAGCACUUUGUAUGGCACUCAUCAAACACUUUGCAGGACAGAUUGAUACAGCAGCUGGACAACUAGCCGGUUCAGGUGGUACUCAGACUCAUGCCAACAAUGUAAUAACCAGUUUCGAAGUAGUUGAAAUGGCAUACAAUGAACUAAAUGAUAAGUUAACGGUAAAAUCUGAAUUUGAGGCACUCAAACUUAUCUACAACCAAAUGUUAAACCUUAACAAACUACAUAAAGCGGUCGAAAAACUUAGAGCCGCUGCUCAGGCUGCUAGUGCUACUGCACUCCAACAGGCAGCCGAUACUCUAAAAGAUAACGUCACAAAUCUACGUGAUAAAACUGAUAAUGAGGCCCAUGUUAAUGCCAAAAAUGUUAAAGACAAAUUCAAUGAGGUCAAAAAUGCAUUCAACAAACUAGGUACUGCUCAGACUACUGUCAAACAAGACUGGGAGGAUCUCAAAGCUGUCUAUGACAAUAUCGGAUUUUGUUAUAAAGAUGUUAAGUUCUACUCCAUCAUUGUUCCAUGCAUCUUUAGUAUGUCGUCAGACUUGUCUCCAUCAACUAAAUACGUAUGGCAUGGAAAUAAGAGAACUAAUAAUGGUUUCCAUGGCUGGACAGAAUACAAAGAUCACCAAGGAAAAGCGAAUGACGAAUCAGGAGAAGCAGCAGAAUGCCCAGACCCAUCAGGACAACCCCAAACCUAUAAACACGUUCCUGUUCAUGCUUAG